Molecule: messenger RNA, 8735 nt
Organism: Spirometra erinaceieuropaei
Lineage: Eukaryota; Metazoa; Platyhelminthes; Cestoda; Diphyllobothriidea; Diphyllobothriidae
Source: the annotation of a GenBank genome assembly
AUGCUCAUUGGCCAACUGGACCUGCAUGAACCCUCGGGUGCGUCUGACUGGUGAUUUCGGACCAUAUUAAUAUGAGUAAAUCCUCAUUAUGUUGCGGCUUUAUGAUGCUCGCUGCGGCCGAGCAAAUAAGUAAGCUUCAAGGCAGACGGUAAAACAUCGGUUGUACUAUUAGAUUUCAUGGAAAUUAAAAUGACAAACAUGCUGUCCAAAGCAUAAUUCCAUUGGUUGAUAGCAAAAUAAAGGCUUCUAUCCAACAGAAACAGGUAGCAACCAUGUAAGCAUGGAUUCCAGGAUGGGGGGGGUGGUUAUAUUUCAGUACUGUUGAGGGCUGUUUAGUAGACUUUCGGUGUAAUCAUUGCAGGUCCUUGCACUAUUGAUGUUGCGAUAUUUAACAGACAUGCCAUUCCAUUGUGCUUCCUUCGAGUUUUGAGGAAUAACUAGGCGGUUGUCUACCUUUCCGCCCAUCAUAAUCGCCUGAUACGCAUGAUUUAGCUGAUAGGACUUGACUGUGACACUUUUUCAAACCCAUCGCUGCAUUCUGACAGUCAGUGAUCUGCGUGACAAGCAUUCAACUUCAGAGAAUGAGUUGCAUACCGUAUGUUUAGACUUGCGCCUUGAAAUGUCACCUCUGCGAGUGAGCCAGUGUGAGUUCGUUAGAAAGCAUACAGACUGGUAACUAAAGGAGGAAAAGCUCCUGAUGGACUCUAGAUUUUGUCACGAUUAUUUUCGGCUCUUUUCAAAGUUAAAGUAAACAAAACGACCGGACCUAUGAAAUCAUCCCGCAAGGACACUGAUGGCUUCCGGUGAUGCCCCGAUUAUUAUACUCACUCAACCGCUCCUUGAUCUUCUUGGAAAAUUGACCGGUACUACCUACGCCCCCCCCCCCUUCGCUGGGUGGAGUUCUGUCAUUUUGGCGUCAGGAGACGUCUCCCAGCCUCCAACCCCGGUGCUAUGGAAAUCAAAACGAGUAUUUGGUUACUCGGAAGUCAGUUUCUUGGUUUUACAGGGAAACCAUUCACGACGGACAAGUCUGCUUCUCCAAAAACGGACGAGAUGCAACCUUCAUCUCCCACCCAUCCUACCCUAGCUGUGAAAGGCGAGGCGACCCUCCGAAGGUUUCUAGCCGGCGCGCUGUGUCAACGCCCUCACGGCCUCAUACUUCUAGUGGAUCCUCAAACCGUAAAGUCUGAAAAUGGCAUUGGCUCGGCCGGAAAAUUCUCCGUCCCCUUCUGACUCGCGAGACUCCUGGCUGUUAAACUGGGCUGGGUGUCAAUGUUCGGUUGUUCUUAACGGUUGGACUGAGACACAGGGGAGGACUCUGUUACUCUCUGGUCCACCUGGUUAGAAGUGGCGCGCACAGAUGGAAAUGAAUCAAACGUGUGCCUUCUGUGCUAUCCCAUGUAAAUUGGCUGGUUGCAAACCAGACUCUAGAUUCCUUGUUGGUAAAUCACAAAGAACUGCUACAUGGCAAUCUCACAGCUCCCUACCACGAUCUGCCGGUAAAAUCUGAAUUUAAGCCAGGUUUCCAUCGCAGAGAAGGUCAAAGAGGAAAAUGAUCGCCUAACAAAGUGGGCAUCCUGUAACCGAUGUAAGAUUCGACAUGAACAGUCCCAACAGUCCCUCUUCAUAAACGCGGGAGCUCCUGGUCACAUCUGCGAUGACUAAUAUCUAAUCGUCAGUUCGACAACCAAAUUGGAUCCUUAUCCUCCCCCGCGCAUCGACGAUCUGAAUGUAUCCAUCUCUGCUAGUAACCAGUCUACACCUAUGAACUUGGAACACACCUAUAUCCAACUCGUUCUAGACUGGACGCCACCGCCAAUGCGCACCAGAUAUUAUUUCUAUGCAAGAGAUUAGUAUCUGGAGUAAACUCCGUCUGCCGAUGUAUCUCGGUGUUUGAUGACGUCGUCAAGGGCAUAACUCAAAUUUGCCCAUAUAAUAAGGACAUAUCAGUAGCUAUCCCAUUUGGGUAUGGCCAUAUGCUGAUCCCAAACACAGUGGAAAGAAGUCAACCUCCUGAUUCGUACCGCUUCGGAUAAAACGGGCCUCGUCUCCUUGAUCAUAGGAUCAAAACUACAGAAGUGAUGGGUUGUUCCGUCGGAGCUGUGUGCUUGAGUUGUUCUGAUACCUUUGGAGCCACAGACAAACUGGGUGGACAAGAAGUUCAUCCCAGAACUCCGGCCUCCAGGGCUUAUUCAGUACUGCGAAACAUCCAGGCAUUUCGCAUUCCCAUCACCUUCUGUUGCUAAACUUCGACGUCGGAGGUGUGCCGCUCUAUUGGUGUCAGUUCUGUCGUUGUCGUGUGUAACCCGCUCUUUAGAUCUGGAUAUUGGCAUGCACCUCAGGUUUGACUUUUCCUCCAUUUUGAAGUUCAUGCAGCUACUAAAAUGCAAUUGGCCCUCAGUCGUAUCAAGGAAUACAGCAUUUAACUCAUCUGAUGUCGACGUACUUGGCGGUCGGCUGUGCGAUUGCAGUGACAUCCGCAUCUUGGAGACGACAAGGCGGUUGUUCGUCCAACGGUCUGAAACGCACAUCGUCCUGGUUACCGUCACAUCGCUUUGGUCAUUCCUUCUGAUAAGGACGUAGCCCAGCAGCGGUCGGAUCUCAGUUCGUAGCCGUACCUGCAGGAGACCAGCCCCAGCCUGACCCCUAACCCAACCCUUGACCUUAAUCCCCAACCCCUAACUCUAACCCCCUAACCCUAACCCUAAUAGGUACGGCUAAGAAAUGAGAUCUCGCCCCAGCAGCUGUCAUCCGCGUCAUUUCCUCUCUUAUUGUAGGGGGAAAGAUGUUGAUCAGGAGAAGGCUGACUUCCAUGCAGGCCUGGAGAAGAAGGAGUCAUUUGUAGUUGCAAUUGCAGAUCCCUGGCACCCUGGCACCCCCUCUCAGGUACAGUCAUCAGCACCAAUGCAGAUAUUGAAAUCACCAAGGGCAACCAAACUGCCCGCCUUCUGAACAGUCGAUAGAAGUAUGCUGGGGUCCUGGGAAGUGGCCAUUGGGGGGAGGAGAGGGGGACGUAGGUACUGGCGACGGUUACAAAUUUGCUUCCGAGGAGGGACAGGAUAAGGGUCAUGAGCAGGUCGUUGAUGUCCUGUGGCAGGCACGGCAAUCAUUCCAAGAUGUUGCUCCUGAUGAUAAAGGCGACUCCAGCAUCCCAUGGCUCUACUUUUGGAUGUCCGUUACUGAAGAGGAUAUGACCAGCAUCCACAUUCUCUAGUUAUCCUUGUUGGCAGGAGCGGGCCCUACUGGGAACUUCAAUGUCCAUCUUUUAACACAUCAUUUCCCGGGGUCUCCAGACCUGCCCUCUUUUCCGACCGAUUGUCCAGUGGAUUGUGCCAAAGAGAAUGAACAUUUCAGGCUACCGGAGUGGGCAGGGUCACUUCGGCAAAUAUCGGACGGAGGCGAGGAUGGGUGUGAGGCCGAAUAGCAUUUCGACCGCGCACUUUGUGUCCGCGAGCUACGAAGUGAUUAUCCAACAUCUGUUUAGGACGCAUAUUCUGGCUCGUUUAGCCGCGAUGGGGCAAGCAGUAUUAUCUCUGAACAGAGUUGAUUACUCAUCCCAAGCGGCUGCCGAAUUCUUCAUGGGGUUGUCACGCUUGUAUGGGGAGAGGGGGGAGGAGGAUGUCUGAAAUAUCUUUGGUCGCCUACGGGGUCGCUGUCGUUUGUUCCAUAAGAUCUUUUUUGCCGGAGGGGAGGAGGAGGAGGAGGAGGAGGAGGGUGGGAAAGAGGCUAGGGAGGCUGGAAAAGGCCGUGUCUGGAGACACGGCAGUUUGCCCAUCGAUUCCGACGAUGUCCACCGUGUGCUGCACAGCAAGGUGCAGCAGGCAUGGAUUAGUUUAUAGUGAUAAUAGACUUUCGCUGCAUCUAACGCACUCGACUCUCCCCACCUGAGCCCGGUGCCAAGACAGAGUCAAGAAGACCGGUGACGGAGGGGGGGGGGAGGGCGCAGGUGGAUGACGCGGCCGAGCUCCCACCUUGGCGCUCCACUCCACACCCCCUCGUCCGCAAAAAACAGUUGACCAACACUUUAAUCAACAACAGUAACACCUCGAUGGGUCAGAGGGCGAGGAUGAUGACUGGGCAGCCAUCCCCACAACCUAUAUACCCAGUGGGAACGCAAGCACAUCUAACGGCAGGGAAUCAAGAGCCGGAGAACUGCCAAUGCAUACCAGGCUGCGAGGGCCACGGUUUGCUGAUCCUGGCAUAGCGGACACUUACAGACCUUUUGUCCCCAGAAGGGAGACACAUGUCCUGCCUUUACCUCAGUCGUCACCGAUGUACACAGUCAACUACAGACGUCUAACCAACGAAAGUGAGUAGCAGCAAUGAAAGCAUGGAUUUUAGGAGGGGGAAGGGCGAUUAUAGUUCAGUCUUACCGAAGCAAAAUUACUUAUUAAAGGCACCACCGUCUGUCGCCUUAACCUUGUUAAUGAAGGAGAAAAGAUGGUAUAAGGGGCAAAAUUAAAGUUUCGCUUAUUUUUUAAAGAAUACUACGAAGACUGCUAAGGUGUGAGACACAUGCGACGUAUUGAGUGUGUUAACAUGGAAUGACAUGAUUGGGGGUUGACUUGGCUGACAUCGUUCUCGCAGGCCUUAUGAACAGCAUUCAACGCUGACGUUGUAGUAGUAUUGGAUAUUGUUACGUUAACGAGAUACGGGGCGGUCUUGGGAUCGAUUUUAGGGUGCGAGACAGUUAUUUCUGCCAUGGGCAAACCAGCAGGCGCUUGCUGAUCUGACGAAAAUACCGAAAAACAUUCAGGAUAACCUUUGCACAACAGUGUAAAUGAUUCGUACAGAACGCUUACGCCAAGGAAUGCCCUAAAUGCUGUCUUUAUAAAAAAAAGACAACAAAUUAUUUGCGUGUACAUAGUACUAACCAAAGUCAUGACCCUCAAAUCGUCAUGUCUUCCACCCUGAAUUGCUCGGCGCAGAUUGCCGAAGAGAGGCUCCCUGAAUUUCCCCCGCUCGUAGAAAUCGUGGGUAGAUUUCCCCUAACUGGUUCGCUUCAGUGUACGAGACACCUGUGGGAAGGUAUUCUUUGGAUGAUGAUCUUGGAUUUUGCCUGCUUGGAUUAGCCUCUGAACGCUGUUUUGGGUUGUGCUGUUUUUCUUCCAUAAGCAAGCACGUCGUCAGAUGAAGUGCAUGAUCUCCCAACCUUCUCGGCAAGCCCUAAACGGUGCCCGUUUUGGGAGUCAGGCUCCAAAACGACCUGCCCCGAGUGACUGACCAGCUCAACUGUCUGGAAGGGAACAGUCCUCACUAGAGCGCCCACAUGAAGAAUUGUGAGCUUGAUUUCUUCGUCUGUGUUUAAUUUCGUCCCUUUUCACUCGAACCCAUCAUCAGAGACGGUUGCAUAUAAAGGUAUUGGAAGCACAAAGACUGCAGUAUUUAUAGUACGUAACUGCCGUGGGGCCACAUACGUACUAUAAUUAACAGCUGUCGUGAUCACCGCUGGGGAUCUUAAUUAAGGCGAUGCCGGCUCGUCAGUCUGCGUCCGAGUCGUUAAUUGUCGCAAUUUCGUCAUCCGUGUUGGAUACUGACGUGAAGAUUACUCGGCCAUUUGGCCCGCUGUCUCCAGGAUAGUUGAGCGCCCGCGCCCUCCCCACGUGACUGAUUCCUAUGCUCAGGGAAUGUCUCAACACUGAAUAUGGUACCGGGAGGUCAUUGCGCUUGUUGAUGGAUUGCGGACCUGAGAACCAUGAUUCGAGCAGCUCGCGACUCACGUGGUUGUAACCCCUUGCGAGGAUUUCGGCCUCGUGAAGCUUGAAAAUAUGACCGGGUCCCGUCGAAUGAGCCGACAUCUGAGAGCUAGCGUCUUCCCGCCUCACUGCUGCUGCGUGCUCAAAAAUUCGCGUCCAGAGUAAUCUGCCAGUUUCUCCGACGUAACUGCCUUGUCCGCAACUGCACCAGAUCCGGUAAACGACUCCAGACGUUUCCUGCCGUGGCAGCGGGUCUUUUGGCCUCAUGACUUGCUGCCUGAUUAUUGCUUCCGGCCUGUGUACAACCCCAACUCCAAGAAGAGCGAGAAGGCGGCUGACGGUUUCCGAAACGACGGAAGUGCUCGCUAAAAUCUAGGGCCGGUUUGAUCUGGUUUCUGGUUUCGUCUGUGUACGCACUGGUGGACACAGUUGCUCGGGUAGCCGUUGGCUCUCAGUACCCGUCGAAGAUAUUGCAAUUCGGUAACCUUGUCUUCACUGCAGCGCGUCUUAACGCGUCGGUAUUGCGUUCUUACGCAGCUGCGUUUGUAACCGAUCGGGUGGUUACUGUUGAAAUUCAGUACUUGCGUCGUGUUUGUAGCUUUCCUGAACACUUUGGCUUUUAGGCCACCACAAUCAUUGCGGCAGACGAGGACAUCCAGGAGGGCCAGCUGGUUGUUUUCUUCCUCCUCCAUCGUAAAUCGAAUGUCCGGGAGGACAGCGUUGAGACGUUAUUUGAAUGUCAGCACCUUAUCCCUUUCGAUGACGAUGAAGGUAUCAUCCACAUACCGAACCCAAAAUUUCGGUCUGUGGUUUUAAAAGACCAGCGACUCUAACUGUCGUAGGACCGCCUCGGUGAUGGAUCCCGAAAUCGGCGAGCCCAUUGAUGUUCCCUUCACUUGCUGGUAGAUUGCUCCGUCGAACGUAAAGUACAUCUUGAUACAGAACUUCAGGAGUUGGAUGAUUUAGGCGUUUCCGAGGCGAUUCUCCGUUUCGUCGUAUUUCUCUCGUAGGCGUAGAUCGAUGGCCUCGACUGCCAGGUCCUGUGGGAUAGAAGAAAAAAGGGACGUGAAAUCAAAGGAAACCAUGAUAUCGCUUGGCAGGAGACUUACUCCUUUAAGUUUCUCCAAGAAUUGUGUUGACGAGCUGACUUUAGUGUCCGAAUCGGAGGUCAGAAACUUGAGACGUUGAAACAAUCACUUUACCAGUCCCUUUUGGCUUCAUAGUCCACAGCAUUUGGCGUGUGCUCCAGUUUCCACAAGCGGGCCUAAACUGUUCAGCAGGGUUCCAGCAGCUGGCGACAUGCCUAUCGAUCCACGCCACGACUGUAAAGGCGGGGGGAGGCUUGCCAAGGGGACCGCGCAUCCAUGCGCACCUGCGUGCGCACAUUAGGGCUUCCUGCACGUGCUCACGCAUACGCCGUGGGACGUAGGGGACGUGCUGUGCACAUUAACGGUCUACAGGCCUCCGACUCCGCCGAAAUGGCGACCGCCGAAAUGGCGACCGCCAGAGAGAGACAGUAUGCUCGCCAAUAUUACCGAUCACGGGGGGGCCAGGGUUUAGCCUACAUUCCUAAGCGACCCCUCUCAUCCCGCGCCGACGUGGGCGGGUCCCUUGUAGGCGAUCCGGCCAAUGCAGGGACAUGCUUGUACCAGCAUUUGCAGGUUUCAGCAUGAAUCACAUGUCCCGCCCUCUCCCCCCCGCUCUCCGUAUAAGCCACCGCCGACAAAGAGGGGAGGAGGGGCACUUUUUCAAUAAGUAUAAGCGCUCGAGAGGUAGCAGCAACAAAGACAAACGAGACUUAAGUGUCCACUGUCCGGUGCCGUCGGCUUGGCAUACCCAGGACUCGCUGGUAGUUUAUGGCCGGUGACUCCACUAGUAAGCAACUGGAUCUGGAUUAAGAUCUCAGAUCUGCCUACAUGGAAUUAGCACAUAAUGCGUCUUAGACAACAGAUAAUUCACAGAUGACCACCCCAGUCUCCCAGUCUGGUUCUUCGUCAUGUGACCACCUGUGAGAACUAGGGAUCGCAGUUCCGAGGCCAGGCGGAGCGUCCGAAUUCCGUCCUAAGUUCAAAAUAGCUCGACGGAUGCCUUUCUAGAGUACUUUUGAUAAGAGCCUUAUAGGAUGACUGUUAUUUCGGUUGUGGGACAUUUGCAGGUCAAGGAUUACGAAUGCGUGGUUGGCAAACGUCUCCUGCACUUUUAGUGCCGACGGUAUGCACGGUAAACGCAGUAGGCUAACAGACGGAUACAUACGUACAUUUCGGAUGUUUCCUCACCAAGCCAACUAUGACGUUGGGUCGAGUCCGAGAAUUAAUCAAGAGUCUGGUAGAGGGACGCUCAUCGAUCGUUUCUACGGAACUCACUCGUCCCGUUGUGCCUUACGGGCUCUCUCUCUCGAGCCGAACCAACAGCCUCACAGCGGUACAUGAUAUAGGCAGAAUGGCAUUACCGACAAAGACAAGGACGACUGAAAUGGCCAUUUCUAACCCACUAACCGUUGUCAGCAAGUCAUACUCAACCCUGAAGUUUGGAACACCUGGGGCUCGAUCUCGCGACCUGUUGGUUGGAUGCGUUGGAUCUCUAACUUACAGGUCGUGGGAUUGAGCCCCAGGUGUUUGGGGUUUGGUACGACUGGCUAACGACGGCUAAUGAUUCAGAAAUGGCCAUUCCAGUCUUCUGUGUCUUUGUCAGUAAUGUUUUUCUGUCCAUAAUCAGGGGUGUAUACAGAUACGCAUCUGGCAGAUUUGAAGGAGUAGGGUUCUUUUGUUUCAAUGGUUCGUAGCGGUCGAAUUGAGCUGUAGAAGUGUUUGGCGCGAGCCUGUCUUCCUUUCCUCAUUCCGGUCAAGGCAUGUGGAGAAUCCGGAUCCACUUCCCCGGUGGCAGCCCUCCAACCCACCCUCCCUGAACAAUCGUGAGGACAACGUCGUCUUGAACCAACUGAUCCCCCUUCUUCUUCUUCUUCUUCUUCUUCUUCUUCUUCUUCUUCUUCUUCUUCUUCUUCUUCUUCUUCUUCUUCUCCACAUGUCAGAUUGGAUCUAG